AUGGCAACAACGGAUAAGGAGAACACUCAUCAUGCAGAGACUGUCCCCGUCGAGGCCCCCAACACCUCGCCCAAGCUCACCUGGCAAGAGCUGUGGGACAGCAAGCGUGUGCUGGCCUGGUGUAUCACCGUCGGCAAUCUCCUCGCCGUCGACCCCUUCCUCGAACAGUUCGGCGUCGAAGUCAAUGGCACCCGCGAGAUUCGCGCCAAAGACCAGCAGAUCCUGAACGCUGCGACGACUGUCGGCCUGUUCUGCUCGGCGUUCGCCACGGGUGUCAUGUCGGAUUUCCUGGGGCGUAAGAAGACGAUCAUCUUCGGCUGCGUGCUGUGCGUGGCCGGUAUCCUCACGCAGUACUUUAGCAACACCAUCAUGCAGCUGUUUGGGGGGAAGUUGCUGGGUACCUUUGGGUUUGGCUUGGGACAUUCGCUAGGGCCUGUCUUUGUGGCAGAGCUGGCGCCUGUUCGUGUCCGUGGUCUGUGUCUGUCGCUCGUCAACACCAUGAUCGUGCUCGGCCAGUGGCUCAACUCCGCCGCUGUUCUAGGCUCGCAAAGCCGAACUGACAGUUUCGGCUGGCGCAUUCCCAUUAUCACCCAGAUGGUCCCUCCUGGCCUGUUGCUCCUCGGCCUGCCCUUCCUCCCUGAGUCUCCGUCCUGGCUCAUCAUGAAAGGCCGACCAGAAGAAGCCGCAAAGUCGUUCCUCAAGUUCAACGGUCCGAAAUUUGACGUCGACGACGCAAUGGCCGUGACCACUGCUGCCGUCCAGCAGGAGCAGGAGCUCGCUCGAACGGGGUCCGCCUGGCUUGACUGCUUCAAGGGUAGUGAUGGUCGUCGUACGCUCAUUGUCUGCAUGGUGUACAUCGCGCAGCAGUUCGUCGGAGUGAACUUUGUCUCUGGAUAUCUCACAUACUACUUCAAGCUCGCCGGAGUCCAGAACGCACUCGGCGUCGCACAAGCGGCCUUCGCCAUCCAGCUCUUCGGCAACAUCUGCUCCUGGCCCCUGGUCGAUCGCCUCGGUCGCCGACCCAUGAUAGUCUGCGGUAUGUUCGUCAUGACAGGCGGACUCCUCCUCAUCGGCCUGAUCAGCAUCAGCGAGUCCAGCCAGGCGCUGAAAGCGACGGUCGCAUUCAUGACGCUGUGGGGGUUCCUAUACCAGGCGACACUGGGGGCCGUCUCAUAUGCCGUCGGCGGCGAAACACCGAGUCCGCUGCUUCGGCAGAAGACAUACUCGAUCAACAUCAUGUCGGCGACUGCGGUGUCGUGCGCGGUGCUGCAGAUCAUGCCGUACCUGCUCAACACCGACGAGGCCGAUCUGGGUGGCAAGAUCUGCUUUGUGUUCUUCGGCCUGUCGGUGCCCAUGUGCGUGUUCCUGUUCUUCUGCCUGCCUGAACUGAAGGGGCGAUCGGUGGCGGAGAUCCAGGAGAUGUUCCAGGCUGGUGUUGCGGCGCGAAAGUUCAAGGAUUAUGUGUGCCAGAGCCCGGUGGAGAUCGAGAUGGACAAGAAGAACUUGGAGGCUGAUUCGUAG
Molecule: messenger RNA, 1521 nt
Organism: Aspergillus puulaauensis
Lineage: Eukaryota; Fungi; Ascomycota; Eurotiomycetes; Eurotiales; Aspergillaceae
Exons: 4
Coding region: 1-1521 (506 amino acids)
Biological process (GO): transmembrane transport; carbohydrate transport
Cellular component (GO): membrane
Molecular function (GO): carbohydrate:proton symporter activity
Source: RefSeq, a predicted model, not a curated record